Messenger RNA from Laccaria bicolor S238N-H82, 942 nucleotides. RefSeq lists its product as uncharacterized. The transcript is spliced from 6 exons. Bases 1 to 942 code for a protein of 313 amino acids. NCBI's taxonomy places the organism in Eukaryota, Fungi, Basidiomycota, Agaricomycetes, Agaricales, Hydnangiaceae. The record is from RefSeq and is a predicted model, not a curated record.
AUGUCAGAACGCACUCACAAGCGCAAACGCAGCCUGCAGGACUCAACUGUCGAUAUUUCGAAGGUUAGGAUGGCGCUGAGCCAUCUAGAAGCCCUCCAGGAAGAGUUGGAUGGGAUCGAAGAAACGGAGGAAGAAUUGCACACCAUCUCGGAGCAUGUCUUUGCUCUGGAGAACAUACUAAAGGGUGCCAAGAAACCAAGGACCUCAAGAAGGCUGGUGUCAAGAGGAAACGUCUCAUUUUUUGAGCCCGCGAAAGUAACCGGGUUAACGAAUGGGCUGACAACGAGUGCAGAGGCCGAAAUUGCGGAUCUACAUUCCGGAAUGAAGAAGAUUUAUGCACGCGUCAACAUGGAUGUGCGUCGUUCCCGCAUGAUUCUUGACGCAAUACUGCUCACGUUGGCGGAGAUUUCCUCAACUAAUAAGACCGGCGUUGCCAUUCUUCCGGAGAUGAGGAUUGCGCAAGGAGAUGGGGUCCAAAUUUCUCACCCCGUCUCGGGAUGUGAAUUGUGGUUGAGUGGCAAUGUCGACUAUGCGGUUAUCAAGUACGAUGAUGUGAGGGACUACAAAGACCGCUUGCUCGCCCCUGGUGGAUCCAGAGAGGACGCAUUCGAGAUUGCAAAAGGCCGCCUGUUCCUAGUCAAGGCCAAGCGCCGGAGUCUCGAACAGAGCUUAGUCGCUUAUAUUCCGGAAGCCGUCAGCCAGGCUAUUGCAUUGCUGAAGUCCGCAAACCUUCCAGAGGUCCGUUUCUGUCUAUCUGAUGGGCAGACAUGGAUUUUCUUUAUCUUGAAGUCGGAAAACGGGAUACUGACAUACUAUGAAUCUGCAACACGCCGUCUAAGCAGAGAUGUUGUGGAGAACUCCGACCUGCCGUUACGCGAGAUUGUGCAGCUCGUUUGUGAAUGGCUGAGCCCCGCGGCAACUGAACUGUUUGCAUUAGAGUAG